UAGGCUGUUCACACUGUUAUUGAAUACCACGGAGUAUACUUCAAGGCAGUAAUCAAAGAGGAAUAACUUAUUUUCAAAAGGGAAUAUCCGCUUUUACAUUUCAGAUAAACGGGAUUAAGCGACAUAUUGCAACUGAACCAUGCCUGUGUCUAGGAUGAGACUGAGGCCUUGGCUUGAGGAUAAGAUCGAGUCACACACUAUCAGUGGACUGGUUUGGGUAGACAAGGACAAGAAGAUAUUCUCCAUCCCAUGGAAGCACGCCGCUCGUCAUGGAUGGGACCUGAACAAAGAUGCCUGUCUGUUUAAGCAGUGGGCCUUGCACACAGGAAAAUUCAUUCAGGGUGAGACGGCCCCGGACCCUAAGACGUGGAAGGCUAACUUUCGCUGCGCCAUGAACUCCCUACCUGACAUCGAAGAAGUGAAGGACAAAAGCGUUAACAGAGGCUGUGGAGCAGUACGUGUUUACAGAAUGCUGAACGUCUCCUCGAAACCAGUCAACAAGAGGUCGAAGGCAAAGGACUCAAAGAGAAAAAACAAGGGAUCAAAGAUCAAGGCAGAGGAGAUGGACCUUGGUGAAACCCAUUGCCCUGAGGACCACAGCACCAACACACAUCUGCAGGAUGACAGACAGACACAGGAGAGCACGGUAGACAGCACAGGGACCGGAGAUUUUACAUCGUGUGACAAUGAGGUUCCAGAAUUCUCCACCUCCAUAGAAAUCGGCCCUGACAGCACCAACAGCUACUACCCAUCUUUCCAAGUGUCACCAGAACACUCCACGGACUAUGAAGGCAGUCUAGAUAUGAAUGAAGAAACCCUCAUUGAUAUUGCACAGCACUGGGAGCAAUUGGAGCUGCAAAGCAGUACAAACAGCAAGGGAUUCCUGACCAAUGAAGUAGGCACUGCAGAGACUUACCACACACCUGACUCAUACCAUAGUCCAGAGAGCCAAUGGAGUGAUAACUCAGGGGCGGAGUUAGAGCUGAGACUGUACACAGAACUCAGCUCAGGUCUACCAAUGUCUGAAGAUCUCCUGUCUUAUACAGACCACUGGGCUCUGAACAACACACUGAACAACACAAACAGUUAUCUUCAACAGAUCGCCUGUCCACUUUGAGCCUCACAUUGUACAGAAACAAAAGACUCAACCUGACUCUACACUGUCAAAGACUUUUUGAUGACACAAACUUGGAACCUUAAACUCCACCAUCCUCGCCAUGACAUCUGCUGCUCUGUGACAGUUGAACUUCUCAAAUUUUAAGUUACAUGUCAAGAUAUAUACAUAGUCAAACAAGUAUGCUAUUUUAUCUACUCUGUUUUCAGUUAUUGUUAAAUACAUUGUGAAAAAACUCAUUUAUAGAUGGUGUGAGGGCACUCUAGUUGGAUGACCAACAUCAGGUUUUUCUGUUUCACUGUGACAAAAUAUUCCGUUACUUCUACUUGUAUGAAGCAGUAUAUUUCAGGACUAUAAUCACUCAUGAACUAUUUUAAAAAAUGUCUAAUUGGUGAAAGGUCUACAAGAUGUCAUUUUGUGUAAUUAAUCUGUAAAUAUUUGUAUUGAAGAUUUGUACAUAUUUUUCUGUCAUUGUGUGUUUUUUCAUCCGUAAUAAUAAAUUACAGUAUAAUACAAACUUA
This is a messenger RNA of Esox lucius (northern pike), 1635 nucleotides long. It is a transcript of the gene irf1b, whose product is annotated as interferon regulatory factor 1b. Gene Ontology annotation, molecular function: RNA polymerase II cis-regulatory region sequence-specific DNA binding; DNA-binding transcription factor activity, RNA polymerase II-specific. Gene Ontology annotation, biological process: regulation of transcription by RNA polymerase II; immune system process. The record is from RefSeq and is a predicted model, not a curated record. Bases 140 to 1117 code for a protein of 325 amino acids. Gene Ontology annotation, cellular component: nucleus. Lineage: Eukaryota; Metazoa; Chordata; Actinopteri; Esociformes; Esocidae. The transcript is spliced from 9 exons.